Microthlaspi erraticum is the source of this 921-nucleotide messenger RNA. Lineage: Eukaryota; Viridiplantae; Streptophyta; Magnoliopsida; Brassicales; Brassicaceae. The record is from the annotation of a GenBank genome assembly.
AUGGCGACUCUAACUCUAGAGCUUAACAUCAACUCUGCAAGUAACCUUGCAAAUGUCAAUCUCAUGUCAAAGAUGGACGUUUACGCCCACGUCACCAUUCAUGGCGACUACACUCAAAAGAAACAGAAGGUGAAAACCGCCGUCGAUCGCUCCGGUGGAUCUAACCCGACUUGGAAUCAUGCCGUCAAGUUUUCCGUCAACGAGACAUUAGCUCGUGACGGUCGUUCGUUAGUCAUCAUGAGAUUGAUCUCCCGUCGACUGCUAGGCAACAAAGAUAUCGGAGCCGUUAAAAUUCCGUUACUCGAGCUCUUGAAUGCAAUCACACCGUCAAUUAACGGUGACGCUAACGGCAAGGAGAUGGCGUUUGUGACGUAUCAGGUGAAAUCUACGUCUGGGAAACGGAAAGGCUCUUUGAAUUUCUCGUACCGGUUCACUACUCCACCGGUUAACUCGGAUUUACCAGUGACUGUUAACCGGGCGGUGAGUUUCCAGGGAAUCGCUAAUCCUCGGCCGUCGCAAAUCGAGCAUUCGCGUUCGGCUCCACCAGAAUUGACAACUAAGUAUCGUCCGCUGUCUAAGCCGUCGUAUCAGAAGGAUUCAGGCAAUAAGAAACAUCAGAUCGCCGUUAGGUCGAUGUUCGAUCCUCCUCUUCCAGUAUCCUACGGCGCUGGUUCAUCGCCUUAUGAGAAAUCCGGUUACGCGUACCGCCAUGCGCCACAGUCGCAGUCUUACAUUUCGCCGCCAGCAACAAGCCACCAAGGAUAUGCGCCGUACAGUUAUCUGCCGCCGUCGCCGCCGGGAUAUGGAUACGGAUAUCCGUCGAAGGGGAUUGGGCUUGGGCUUGGAUUGGGGGCUGGGCUUCUGGGUGGGCUGAUGAUGGGAGAUCUUGUGUCUGACGUGGCAAACUAUUAUGAUCUUUGA